AUGACCUGUGAAACGCUCCGCAAUGAGCGAAAUCGAGUGGCCAUUACCUGGCUUAUCACCAACCGUACACUCCUACAUCCGUGCAAAACAGCCCUCAAAAUGCCUGAGCCCAUCGCAACCCCUGCAGCACCCGUUGCUCCCGCCGUUGCCACCAAGACGAUCGCCGAGCCCACCACGAUAGGGUCGGUAUUCGCCUCGCUGGGUCUGCCUGCUCCCGGGUCCAAGAUUCCUGGUGUCUUCGAUGGCACCACUUGGACGCAUGGUGCAUCCACCUCGUCUACUCUGACUUCGGUCAACCCCGCUACUGGCGCCACGCUCGCUACCGUAUCCUCGGCUACCUCGGCCCAAGUCUCGUCCGUAAUUGCCGCAGCUCACUCAGCCCAGCGCAAGUUCGCCAUGGUCCCCGCUGCCACUCGCGGUGCGGUCAUGAAAGACAUCUGCGCAGCUUAUCUCGAACACAAGCAUGCUCUCGGCGCCUUGAUCUCGUACGAGAUGGGCAAAGUUCUUUCCGAAGGCAAAGGAGAGGUACAAGAGGUCAUCGAUGUGGCUGAUAUGGCCGUCGGGCUGUCAAGAAGCAUCGCAGGGUCCGUCUUGCCUUCUGAACGCCAGGGACAUGUUAUCUACGAGAUUCCCAACCCGCUCGGCCUGGUGGGCGUCAUCACCGCCUUCAACUUCCCCGUCGCCGUUCACGGCUGGAACUUCUGCCUUUCCUUCGUCUGCGGCAACGCUACCAUCUGGAAGCCUUCGCCCACCACUCCCUUGACAGCAAUUGCCACCACGAAGCUCAUCGUGAAGGUCCUCGAGAAGCACAACCUCCCCGGCGCGCUCGCCUCGCUUGUCUGCGGUGACGUCGAGACCGGUCAGACACUUACGCGCGACGCCCGCAUCCAAUUGACCUCGUUCACCGGCUCCGAGCACAUUGGCAAGCUCGUAGCGCAAGAUGUUGCCGCUCGUCUCGGAAAGAUCCUCCUCGAGCUCGGCGGCAACAAUGCGGCCAUUGUACUCGACGAUGCGGAUCUUGAUCUUGCCGUCCCUGGAGUCGCGUUUGCUGCUGUUGGAACCGCUGGUCAGAGGUGCACCACCACGCGUCGUCUGCUGUUGCAGCGCGGUAUCGCGGAUCGAUUCCUGGAGCGAUUGGUCAAGUUCUACACUUCAUUGCAGCAGAAAAACUUGAUCGGUGAUCCGACCGAUUCCAACAUCCUAUGCGGUCCAUUGCACUCCAGAGCUGCCGUUGAGAAAUACUGGCAGACGCUCGACACGAUCCGCUCCACCGGCGGAAAGGUCAUCUUUGGUCCGGAGUCGCAAUCUUCAUCUGGUCUGCCGUCUCACCUAGUCCAAGGCAAAGGCAACUUUGUCUUGCCUGCCAUCACGAUUCCCUCAAGCUCCACCGACAAGGUCUUCCAGGAGGAAGUCUUUGCCCCCAUCCUCAACGUCGCGCUCUUCGACACGCUCGACGAAGCCAUCGCGCUCAACAACGAUGUGCGUCAAGGACUCUCGAGCUCGCUCUUCACUUCGAAGCUGACCAACAUUGGAGAGUGGCAAGGUGCACUCGGAAGCGAUUGCGGCAUCGUCAACGUCAAUGUUAGCACGAGUGGAGCAGAGGUGGGUGCUGGCUUCGGAGGCAACAAGGCGACCGGUUGGGGAAGAGAGUGCGGCGGUGACGCGUGGAAACAGUACUGCAGGUGGGCGACGAGCACGGUCAACUACAGCAGGAAGGUGGCGCUCGCCCAGGGAGUCGUGUUUGAUGCCUGA
Messenger RNA from Pseudozyma hubeiensis SY62, 1752 nucleotides. RefSeq lists its product as hypothetical. NCBI's taxonomy places the organism in Eukaryota, Fungi, Basidiomycota, Ustilaginomycetes, Ustilaginales, Ustilaginaceae. The record is from RefSeq and is a predicted model, not a curated record. Gene Ontology annotation, molecular function: aldehyde dehydrogenase (NAD+) activity. Bases 1 to 1752 code for a protein of 583 amino acids. The transcript is spliced from 2 exons.